Messenger RNA from Gopherus evgoodei (Goodes thornscrub tortoise), 1868 nucleotides. It is a transcript of the gene ATP5PF, whose product is annotated as ATP synthase peripheral stalk subunit F6. The coding region runs from base 320 to 643 and encodes 107 amino acids. The transcript has 4 exons. Lineage: Eukaryota; Metazoa; Chordata; Testudines; Testudinidae. The record is from RefSeq and is a predicted model, not a curated record. Gene Ontology annotation, biological process: proton motive force-driven ATP synthesis. Gene Ontology annotation, molecular function: proton transmembrane transporter activity.
UAGGGGCGGCUCUGCAGGGUCCUUGCGCCGCCUCCCGAGCGCCGCACUGAAGGGAGCGGAACGCGCUGAGGAUUGGGCGGCGAGGCCUGUGCAGGGCCCAGGCGAGGCGGGAGCGCGAACACAACCACCCCCCCACCUUCGACAAGCGCAAGGACUACAACUCCCGGCAUCCCCCACGGCUCCACCUUCUUCCCGCCAAUCAGUGGGCGCAGGAGGCGGGACUUCGCGGAGACCUAAAGGCCGGGUUCGUGGCCUAGGUUUCUCCGGCUCGGAAGUAGAUCUGCUCAUUUCCGGUGCUGAAACCGUCUGCAAAUUCAUCAUGAUUCUCCAACAGCUAUUCAGAUUUUCCUCCAUUUUCCGCUCUGCCAUCUCAGUACACUUGCGUAGGAACAUUGGCCUUUCUGCUAUAGCGUUUAAUAAGGCGAAGGAACUUGAUCCAGUUCAGAAGCUCUUUAUAGACAAGAUCAGAGAAUACAACAUGAAGAGCCAGAAAGCUGGUGGUCCAGCUGAUGUAGGCCCUGAAUACCAGAAAGACAUGGCUGAAGAAAUUGCCAAAAUUCAGCGGUUGUAUGGUGGGGGAGACCUGACCAAAUUUCCAGACUUCAAAUUUGAGGAGCCCAACUUUGAAGAGUCUCAAAAAUGAUGUGGUUGACGUCUGCAUUCCAAGCAUUGUCAUCUUUUUCAUGGAGUUGUUAAAUAGGCCAGCAGUUGUAAUUUAAUGUGGAGUUUCACUUUCAAAUACUUGUUUGACUUCUGAACUCAAUACAGUACAAGUACGACAUGAUCUGCCAUAUUCAUAAAAUAUGAAUAUUCACAAUAUGACAAUAUGAACUGCCAUUCAUAAAAUUCACUUUUGGAAAUCAAAUAUAAAGUGCAUAGUCCUUUAUCCAGUGUUUAAACACUGUUUACUGAGAUGACAUUUCAGUAUCCAGAUAAAACCAAAUGACCACUUAAGUGCAAAAUACAGUUAAAGUUAAUGAUACCUUUCCUAUUGAAAAGAACUGCGCUUCCCUAAAUUUUAAUCAUGUCACUGAAAUCUUAUAAUACGAUAAAGCCUGCAAGUAUGGCAUUAUUGUAUGCAUGUGAUCAUUCUAUGCUACAUUAUUGCAAUAGUAAAAUUUUAUUUAGACAUAUUCAGGAAUUCAAACAUUACAGCUCAUCCUCCAGUUGUGCAGAGCCCAUGAGCUGAAGUGGACUGACUUUUAUAUAAUCUUGGUGCACCAGAACAUUCUUGAAGAGGCUAUCUUGUUCUUUUAAAUGAAAAACUUGAGGUUUUGGGGGAGAGUUGAGUACUAAAGUUUCUAGUCUGUUCCUGAAGACCCCAUCAAAAUAUGAAACUUAUUCAAGUUCAGUCCUGUCUACCUGAAACACCAACAGAGGUUUGAGCUACAGCUGCUCAAAGUACAGGGAGAGAAAUGAUAACAGUGAGCUGACUUAUCUGAAUGGCAUUUGAUCCCAAGGAAACAAGAUAAACUGAGCAUUUUGCAAUCUCGGUAACAUUUCACUUCGGUACCUGGUGCAGAUCCAUUAUGCUUUUUUCCCCCAGUUCAGCCCUUGGUAGGAGUACAGGACUUAACACUACUGUGAUAUCAAAGGCAGUCAGUAAGGUCAAAGUGUAGAGUUUCAUCUUUACCUACUAUUUUACUCCACAAUGCAGAGUAUAUACCUAUCUUUUGCCUUCCCCUGUCACAGUAGUUUAAUGAUCCUUUUCCUAUUGCUUAUGUCAGGGAAACUUUUCAGGGCUAAGAUUAAGACUUUCUAUAAAGUUUCACUCACCCAUGAAACUGCAAAAUAUUCUCAUUUAUCAUACUGUUAGAUGUAUGCACUCUUAGCUAAGAUUAAAAAGUAGGAUUGUUCCUUUAAGUGAA